AUGGAGAGCAGCGCUGGUCUCCCUGAAGAUCUCUCCGAUUCUACUCAGCGUCCUGACUCCGACUCCGAGCAGCGAGUUUACUUCGUUCCUUACAGUUGGUGGAGGGAUGCGCAAGAUUCAGUUGUGGGCGAUUCGGAUUCAGAUAGGGGCAAGAAAGGGAUUUUGUGUGUGGCGUCCCCGGCCGCUUCGGCUUAUGGUGGCCCUAUGAAGAUCAUCAACAACAUUUUCAACUCAGAUCUUGUCUUCAAUCUCCGGAGAGAGGAUGAUGCUGCUCAGAAUGGCGAAAAUGGUGAGGUGGGUGUUUCGGGACGGGACUAUGCGUUGGUCCCCGGAGAAAUGUGGGUUCAGGCCCUUAGAUGGCAUAGUGACCCUAAAGCUGCAGUUAAGGAUGGUAGGAGUUUUUCGGCUGCAGAAGAUGACAAGACUGAUGUCUAUCCCCUACAACUCAGGCUUUCUGUUCCACGAGAAGCAAAUUUGUUGGGAGUAAGAAUAACCAAAAAGGAUAAUGCAGUGGAGUCCUUCAAAAGAGCAUGCAAAAUCUUCAGUUUGGAGUCUGACAUGUUACGCAUCUGGGACUUUUCCGGCCAGACUAACUUAUUUUUUACUAAUGACAAAAGCAAGUUCCCAAGAGACUUGCAACGGCAGUCAGAUGAGAUCCUACUGGAGUUGCAAGUUUAUGGAUUGUCAGAUUCAAUCAAGUGCAGGGAAGGGAAAAAAGAUGAGAUGGCCAUGCAACAUUCUACAACUGGAAAUUCUUGUGGUGCUUCAGUUAUGAUGAAUGGUUCUGCUGGCAGUACACAUUCAAACUUCAUUCGUUCAUUCUGGGGAACCUCUUGCGAAGCUGGCUCUUUAGGGUUGACAGGAUUGCAAAACCUCGGAAAUACUUGUUUCAUGAAUAGCUCCAUCCAGUGCUUAGCCCAUACACCAAAGCUUGUUGACUAUUUUCUUGGAGAUUAUGCUAGAGAAAUAAAUAAGGAAAACCCAUUGGGCAUGGAUGGGGAGAUUGCUUUAGCAUUUGGAGAUCUGUUAAGGAAGUUAUGGGCUCCUGGAGCAACUCCUGUGGCUCCAAGGACCUUUAAAUCAAAACUUGCUCGCUUUGCUCCUCAGUUUAAUGGCUUCAAUCAACAUGAUUCACAAGAACUCCUGGCGUUUUUGUUGGAUGGACUUCAUGAAGAUCUUAAUCGUGUAAAAUGCAAGCCUUAUGUAGAAGUCAAGGAUGGUGAUGAUCGACCAGAUGAAGAGGUAGCAGAUGAAUAUUGGCGAAAUCAUUUAGCCCGCAAUGACUCUAUCAUUGUUGAUGUGUGCCAAGGUCAAUAUAAAUCAACUUUAGUUUGUCCUGUUUGCCAAAAGGUCUCUGUUACAUUUGAUCCGUUUAUGUACCUGUCACUACCAUUACCUUCGACAAUGAUGCGGACCAUGACUUUAACAGUUAUCAACACUGAUGGAAUUUCGAAGCCAUCUGAACAUACCAUUAAUGUGCCCAAGCAUGGAAAGUUUGAAGAUCUCAUCCGGGGUCUGGGUGUUGCAUGCUCACUUGGGGUUGAUGAAACCUUUUUAGUGGCCGAGAUAUACAAUAAUCGCAUUAUACGCUAUCUUGAAGAGCCCGCUGAUGCGUUAUCCUUAAUUAGAGAUGGUGACCAGCUGGUUGCUUAUCGGUUUAUGAAAAAUGUUGAGGAAGUACCUCUGGUUGUCUUCAUGCAUCAGCAAAUGGAGCAGGACAUGCAUGGGAAAUUGAGUUCAAGCUGGAAGCCGUUUGGAAUUCCUCUUGUAUCAAGACUCUGUAGUUCUGCAACUGGAUCUGAUAUCUGCAAUCAGUACUUAAAAUUAGUUAAACCAUUUGAAAUACCUGGAAAAGAUUCCGAAGCACAUGUUCAUAAUUCACAGGGCACCGCUCCUAUAGAAGUCACUGAAUCAGAGGAAACCGCACCUCCUGUUUCAGGUGGGGAUGUGAACCUCUGUUAUGAAAUUGGGGCUGAGUCACUGUUGGAUUGUGAAUUUCAGUUUUACAUUACAGAUGAAAAAGGAAUUCAAAAGGAGAAAAAAAUAGUAAUGAAUGAGAUAGUUGAGAGGAAAAUGCCCGAGCAUUUAUAUGUUGCUGUAUGUUGGCCAGAAAAAUAUGUCGAGCAGUAUGAUACUCGCGUUCUGAGCUCAUUGCCAUUGGUUUUCAAGCCUGGCCUUUUUUCAAAAAAGCCUCAGGAGACUGUUUCUCUCUAUAAGUGCCUUGAAGCAUUCUUGAAGGAGGAGCCUCUUGGGCCAGAAGACAUGUGGUAUUGUCCUGGCUGCAAAAAGCAUUGCCAAGCGAGUAAGAAGUUGGAUCUUUGGAGACUGCCUGAGAUCUUAGUCAUUCAUUUAAAGCGGUUCUCAUAUAGUCGAUUCUUCAAGAACAAGCUAGAGACAUAUGUUGACUUCCCUGUUGAUAAUCUUGAUUUGUCAACAUACAUUGCUUACACGACGGGUGAAUUAAGCAAUCGUUACAUGCUGUAUGCAGUUAGUAAUCACUUUGGAAGCAUGGGUGGCGGUCAUUAUACUGCAUUUGUCCAUCAUGGGGGCGAUCGGUGGUAUGACUUUGAUGAUAGUCAUGUUAGCCCUGUGAGCCAGGACAAGAUAAAGUCUGCUGCUGCGUAUGUUCUUUUCUAUAGGAGAGUAGUAGAAGUGUGACCCUCGAGUAGAUAUGCAUCUUUGAGUUCUCAUACGGGGUUCGACAUCACGGUGAAUAUAUAUACUGUAGGUAUAUAUACAUAUCACAUCAGUCCUAGGACUAGAUAUCCACAAAAGCUGUCAUUCUUUUGCCUUUGGCAUUGAUGGUUCAGAGUGAGAGUUUCAGUCAUGGAUGUUAUAGAGGGAAGACAGUACUUGGAGAAAGUGCUGAAGAUGAUUGUAACAUACUAACAAAUGAAGAGAUGACAACGAUAGUGAGAUACUGUAUACAGUGAUAACCAUUUAUGAAGACUAAACAGAAGUCUACUAGCUGGAUUAGAAUUAUUUCUGAAGGACCCUGCUUCUUAAUCUCCAUUAGUUUUAGUUUUCUGUUUUAAUAGCUGAUGGCUGGUUGUGAAUUAAUCUGAUAGGAGAUUAAGUUGUAUUAGCAUUCACUUUUGAACUCUGAGUUGUAUUUUUACUUCGGAGUUUGGCUUCAGUCUUCUCAGCCCUCACAAUGUUGGCUUCUGG
Fragaria vesca subsp. vesca is the source of this 3168-nucleotide messenger RNA. RefSeq names its product ubiquitin carboxyl-terminal hydrolase 8-like. The transcript has 13 exons. The record is from RefSeq and is a predicted model, not a curated record. Lineage: Eukaryota; Viridiplantae; Streptophyta; Magnoliopsida; Rosales; Rosaceae. Gene Ontology annotation, molecular function: cysteine-type deubiquitinase activity. Bases 1 to 2658 code for a protein of 885 amino acids. Gene Ontology annotation, biological process: protein deubiquitination.